AUGCAGCCAUCCAUGUUGGCGCAUGACGGGAAAAACGCGCCACGAAAUUCCCUUUCAUCGUCUUCUUCAUUUAAGACCGUUUCGUCUUCCGCCUCUUUAGGCGAUGACGUUGGAAGAAUGGGCAUGCUUUUUAAAACUGAGGCGCUGCAAACAUUGUUUCAAGAUGUGGAGCCCACGAAUGAGCCCGUUGCGCCAAGGCAGCCGGGUGUCUUGCAGAUUCAAUAUUCAAGGGCCUUUGACUACGUUAUGGGCCUAUAUCGAACAAUGAGCGCGAAAUUUAGUGGCAUUGGCUCCCCUUCGUCAGCGAGGUGGUUUCUUCUGACAGCAUUCGUGCUAUGCCAAUGCAAUGGACACUACACUGGGUGGAAGGACCGCCGUGACGUUGUCUUGGAAUCCGCGCGCCUCCUAAGCUCAACGCGGGAGGAUUUACUGGUGGAAUGGGGGACUAAGGAAGAGAACUGUGCCGGGAACGGAGAACGUUUGGAGGAACUCAUGCCCCUUGUGGAGAAUUGGCUGCCGGCGGAGGCGGAACUAAAAGGGCCUACCGGAUCGUUUAGCGAGUGGCGGGCGGUACGGUGGGAAUUAAACGCCGUCAAGUGCUUUAACUUGAAAAAUCAUAAAAACUUCCAGGUGUGGCAUCACCGAAAGGAACUGCUCCUAGAAGCCCUUGCACGUACCGAUUCUCCGUCCCGCACGUCGGAUCUCGCUUCCAUGGGCCUUUUCGAUAAAUAUCUAAUUGAACAUCAUGACGUUCAUUUCAGGGAUAUUGAUGAGCGGUCUCUUUGCAAUGAGGUAUUAAAUAUGGACCAUAAAAACUAUCAUGUGUGGUUGCAUCGAUCGUGGUUUGUGCACGCCUUUUAUUUUCUUGUCCAGCCCCCAUCGUGGACGGCGCUGUUGAAUAACUACGCCGCAAGUGCCGACCAGCGUGAGAAGAGCACAGCACCUCUGCGACAAUUUGUGGUGCAAGAACAGUGGGAAGAAUACUGCCUGGAAUCCAAUAUUCCUUCGUGCGGUUUGAAAGACGAGCUAGGGUAUACUGCGGUACUCAUAAGAGAUGAUAACCUCAACAACUCCGCGUGGUGUCACCGUUUCUACCUGUUUGACCACGAUCUUAUUGGUGUUUUGUUGCAAACGAGUUCACAGCACCAACCGAAUGAUGUGGAGAAGGUGUUGCGUGAGUUAUGCCUUGAUGAAAUGCAUUAUGCGUUGCAGUGGUGUGUUUAUGAGCCAUGUAACGAGUCUUCAUUUGUUCACGCCCGGGGUGUUGCGAACGUUCAUCAAUCCGCAGCACUUCGGCUUUAUCUUUCCCGUGAUGCAACAGGAGCAUAUCAUAAUUGCCUUGCUGACAAGGGACCGAUUUCCUCCAUGGAACCUUUACCCUCGCAUUACAUGUGCUUGAAGGAAAAAGUGCCAUGGGAUGUGUUUCUAGCAACAUUUUCCCUCAUGCAGCAGCAACUUUGUGUGCUGAGGGAAAAUGUCGCUCCGCGUGCCGAAGAACUCCGCAGCAGGGCGUCUGCGUCAGACAAUGCAACGGUGCGGAUGCUUCACAAUUGUCGUUCCCAGUUUUUACUUGACAAUGUGUACCAGGUGUAUGCAGCGCUGUAUCACGGCCUAUUCGUGUUGCUCGAGCACCUCUGGCGUUGUUACUUCACAGAGGCGGAGAGAAGAUGGGUGAAUGAGGUGCUGCCGCCCGAGACGUACGCAGAGGGGACCGAAGCAGCGGUCGGAGUAAUAAAGACGCAGCAGCUGGAAUAUUGCGUCCGAUUUUUCUUGGAGCAUGAAGUGCAGGCGAUGGAGCUGGCGCGGCGCCUGGUGGUAGAAGAUUCCAUCCGGUCAAAGUACUGGAAGAAUGAAAUAAAGAUUGUCAUGCAUAGGGACUACAUCUAA
Messenger RNA from Trypanosoma cruzi, 1887 nucleotides. RefSeq names its product protein farnesyltransferase alpha subunit, putative. The transcript has a single exon. Lineage: Eukaryota; Euglenozoa; Kinetoplastea; Trypanosomatida; Trypanosomatidae. Bases 1 to 1887 code for a protein of 628 amino acids. Gene Ontology annotation, biological process: protein geranylgeranylation; protein farnesylation. The record is from RefSeq and is a predicted model, not a curated record. Gene Ontology annotation, cellular component: cytoplasm; protein farnesyltransferase complex; CAAX-protein geranylgeranyltransferase complex. Gene Ontology annotation, molecular function: protein farnesyltransferase activity; CAAX-protein geranylgeranyltransferase activity.